Ipomoea nil (Japanese morning glory) is the source of this 741-nucleotide messenger RNA. RefSeq lists its product as uncharacterized. Bases 1 to 741 code for a protein of 246 amino acids. The transcript is spliced from 2 exons. The record is from RefSeq and is a predicted model, not a curated record. Lineage: Eukaryota; Viridiplantae; Streptophyta; Magnoliopsida; Solanales; Convolvulaceae.
AUGGCCAAUGCUUCCAGCGCCAACUCCCAGCCGGCCGACGGCACCUCACCGGCGGAGAACCCUCAAGCGAUCACUCCCGCCGUCGCAACCACCACGCCGCCGUCAAAUGUUCUACACCAGGCACAUCAUUACGUGUCAAUUAAGCUGACUGCCACGAACUAUUUGUUCUGGAGAGCGCAGCUUGUACCAUUUCUUAAAGGACAGAACCUGUUUGGUUUCGUCGACGGCACAUCCGUCUGCCCACCGGAACUUGUUGCUGCGUCCUCCUCCGAUGCGCCGCCGGUGGUCAAUCCUCUCUGUGCUCAAUGGAUUCAGCAAGAUCAAUCCAUAUUGAGCAUGCUUUUCUCCUCUCUUGCUGAAGAGGUCCUGUACCUAGCCACUGGCCAUGCUUCAAAACCUUCGACAAGGGGACUCUUCACCCACGGAGUAUCUCAGCCGUGCCUAGUCCUCGUCGAGCAGCUCACUCAGGCCGGCCGUCCGGUAAACCUCGACGAGCAGAACCUCCAUGUCUUUCGAGGCCUGCGAUCAGAGUACAGAGCGUUGGUGGCUUCCCUCACGUCCAAAAGUGCGCCAUUGACGUUGCCGGAGGUGGCUGAUCUCCUCGCAACGCAUCAAUAUCUGUUUGCGGACGAUGCAUCACCUCCCUUGCCACAAUUUCCGUCGGCCCUCUUCACCCAGCAGCCAGCUGCGGCGAACCCUCCUGACGGAAACCGAGGUCGUGGUCGUAACCACAGAGGGUAA